Molecule: messenger RNA, 1571 nt
Organism: Rubroshorea leprosula
Lineage: Eukaryota; Viridiplantae; Streptophyta; Magnoliopsida; Malvales; Dipterocarpaceae
Source: the annotation of a GenBank genome assembly
UCCGAAUAUAAAUGCCGCUCGUCUCUUUCGUUUCUCCUCCUCCUCAGGAAGCUUAACCCCGGACAGGCGACCAUUAGGUCACUGUCUUCAAUUGUAAACAUGGCAGAUGGAUCACAGUAUCCAUCAGCAUUUCAGAAGAUACAUGGACAGUCCUACUUCGUUUCUAGGCUCUCACCUAAUUUGCAUGCUCGGAAUUAUUAUUCCAUGAGUGCUGCAUGUGUCAAUGGGGGAUUACAGACUGCUUUGCUUCCAUCACAGCAAGGCACUGGGGUCCUACAUGCUUCCCCCCUUUCUCCUAUACUUGUACAAGCUCCAGCAGAGAAAGGUGCCAAAUCCUUUAUGGUGGAUUUCCUCAUGGGUGGAGUUUCUGCAGCUGUUUCCAAAACAGCCGCUGCUCCAAUUGAGCGGGUUAAACUGCUUAUCCAGAAUCAGGAUGAAAUGAUCAAAGCCGGUCGAUUAUCUGAACCGUACAAGGGAAUCAGUGACUGUUUUGCUAGAACUAUCAAGGAUGAAGGGGUACUUGCUCUUUGGAGAGGGAACACUGCUAAUGUUAUCAGAUACUUCCCCACACAGGCUCUGAACUUUGCCUUUAAGGAUUACUUCAAGAGAAUGUUUAACUUCAAGAAGGACAAAGAUGGCUACUGGAAGUGGUUUGCUGGGAAUUUGGCAUCUGGUGGUGCUGCUGGUGCUUCAUCUCUCCUCUUUGUUUAUUCUCUGGAUUAUGCUCGUACACGUUUGGCUAAUGAUGCCAAGGCUGCUAAGAAGGGUGGUCAGAGACAGUUUAAUGGUUUGAUUGAUGUUUACAAGAAAACUAUCCAAUCUGAUGGCUUUGCUGGACUCUACCGUGGAUUUAACAUCUCAUGUGUUGGAAUUAUUGUGUACCGUGGGCUCUACUUUGGAAUGUAUGAUUCUCUUAAACCUGUGGUUUUGGUUGGUGGAUUGCAGGAUAGUUUCUUGGCAAGCUUCUUGCUGGGUUGGGGUAUCACAAUUGGAGCUGGGCUUGCUUCUUACCCCAUUGACACAGUUCGUAGAAGGAUGAUGAUGACAUCUGGAGAAGCAGUGAAGUACAAGAGCUCACUGGAUGCCUUUUCGCAGAUUGUCAAGAAUGAGGGUACCAAAUCUCUUUUCAAGGGUGCUGGUGCAAACAUCCUGCGUGCUGUUGCAGGUGCUGGUGUGCUUGCUGGUUAUGACAAGUUGCAGCUCAUUCUUUUUGGCAAGAAAUAUGGAUCUGGUGGUGGUGGCUAAAACUCAGAAGAGUAAGGAUCUCAGGUUGGAAUAAAUUGAGAUGACCAAUAGUGCAUUUCUUAUUUUCCCACCCAGUGCUUAGGAAUUUGAUAUGAAAAAAGUUGUGACAACGAAAACCCAGUACCUUGAAUUUUGAGUGUUUACAUGUGUUCCUAGUAUAAGAUCAUGCAGAUUUCUCCCUUUUUAAAUGAGAAUAAUCAAACAUGUACCUGGGAAACUAUGUGCUUGAAUUUUAAUCUUCAGUUUGCCUCCUCAUAUAUUAUUAGUUUUUAAUCUUCAGUUUGCCUCUUCAUAUAUUAGUAGUUAAUUAAACAUGUAUUAGUUAU